AUGGAGAAUCCUUUGGGGAUGCUUGAGCUACAAUGUGGUGUGAUUUUCAGUAAAAUCCUUGGCAUUGAGAUUGUGAGGCAGAUUUCGGGAGUCACUGUUCUGGUUCACGGAGGAAGAUACUUGGCAGCCUUUGGGAUAGUCAGAGGAGUUCUCCAGAAGUUGUAUGGGUGUAAAUUUUCCGAUCUGAUCAGCAGCAUUCAUUGCGAAGAUGAUCUUGAUAACAUUUGCUUAAUCACUGGACACAACAUUGCUCUGCUGAUAACACUUGAAGAGCCCUCAAAGGAGUCCUCGAAGGAGUCCUUCAGGGUAAAGAAGAGGGCAAAAUGCGAGGACAAUUCCAUGCUUUAUUGUUCUCACGUGGAGGGAAAGAAUUGGGAGGAUUUCUUGGUGUUUUCCGGAACUGCUCUUGGAGAAGUGAUCCUCUGGCAGCCAAGGCGAGCAAGCACGGGAAUCCUGCACAGAUUCACAGCUCACAAGGGUGUUAUCUUCUCAAUAACCACCGAGGAGGAUCUUCUGGUGACGACUUCCGACGACAGAUCGGCAAAGAUCUGGAAAAGGGAGGAAAACCAGAAGAUUGUCUGCAUCGCUUCGCUCUUUGGACACAAAUCUCGAGUGUUCAGGAGCAAAAUCGUCGAGAAGAACAAGCAGAGAUUCAUCUUGACCAUCGGAGAGGAUUCCAAUUUGUGCGUGUGGCACGAAUCAGGGAAGUUUCUCUUCCGGAAAGCCCUCUACAGUGGAGCUGUGAUCUGGAAUUUGGACUACGACAGGACGCAAGACACUGUGCUGACGUCUGGAAGUGAUGGGAAUGUGAAGAAGCUGAAUUUGAGGGAGAUUUUGGACAGAGGAAUUAAUGAGAGUCCCAGAAAAGCGCUUCUUGAUGAGAAAAUCUCAAAGAUUCUCUUCAUUGACAGUCAGACAAUUCUUGUGAUGACUUCUGAGAUGUUCCUGAUGAAGCUGGAGGCUUCGGAAGAGUGGAGAUGUCAAGAGAAAAUGCCCAUUCCCAACAUUUACAUCGCAUUAAUUGAGAAUGUCGAUGGAAAAGUGUUGAUUUGCUCGCAUCACGAAGCGAUAAUCUAUCAAAUCUGCGAUUCAGGUGUCCAGGAGGAGCACAGGAAUUGUAAUCUCCUGGAGGGAUUGAUCAGGACAUUCUACCAAAUCUCUCCUGAAGAGUAUUUCUUCGUGGACGAUCGAGGAAAUUGCGCAGUGACGGACAAAGCAUUGAAGAUCCUCGUGCAAUUCUCCGUGUCGCUCUGCAAGGAUCUCUGGUACACCAAGUGGAUCACCAUGGCCAGGAGAGUGGCUGACUAUCUCCUGAUGAGUGACAGACUUGGUCAUCUUCACCUCUGUCGCGUGUUUCCUGGACAAAUCAUCAUCGAAGCCACGAAGAAAUGUGUUCACGGAAAUCUUGGCGUCACUCAAAUCCACACGGAAGAGAUUUCUGAGGAAUCUGCAGAGUUCUGGACAUCUGGACGUGAUGGAGUGCUUAGGAAAUUCCUCCUGGACAGAAAUGAAGCGAGUUUGAGGGAAAUCUUCACGGAAAAAGUCCCCAUUUCGUGGGUGGAAAGGAUUUUCUGCCUGAAAAGCGGCCAGAAAUUGAUUCUCGGCUUCAAUGAUGAGAAUCUUGUGGUGUGGGAGAGAAAUCACGGUGUAAUCUUCCAGCUGUGCACAGGAGGAGGUCACAAAUACUGGGAUUUCGUGAUGAAUGCCGAGCAGAAUGCAGCAAGAGUCAUCAGCGUGUGGGAAAAGAAGCCUUUCCUGGACAAUUUCUCACUCGAAAAUCUCUCUGAAGACUCUCUGAAUAUUCCCACGGUUAAUUGGCACUUCAGAUCUUGCAAUUGUGGAGCAAUUCUCAAGACGUCCUCGGGUAAAUCUCUCCUGAUCUCCGGUGGUGAUGACAAUGUCCUCAGGAUAAACUUCCUGGGCAAAGAAUUAACUCAUGUGAGUGAAAUUGUGACGCAUAUUUCCAAUAUUCGUGCUGUGAAGCUGAUGAAAUUGCCGGAAAAAGACUCUUUCCUGCUCUUCUCUGUCGGCGGAAGAGCUCAGAUGUGCUUGACGAGAAUCCUGGCCAGAGACAAGCCACAGAUUCACGAGUUUGUCAACUACAUGUUGAAAGCGAAGGACUUCAGGAAGAAUCGACAGAGUCAAAUGAUUGAUUUCUGCCCAGAAACGCGCUUUAUGUGUCUGACAAUUGAUGGAAGGGAGAUUUUUGUGGGCUGUUCUGAUGGAUAUGUGAGAAAAUUCAGGCUGGAAGAGGAGAAAAUCCAUCUAAUCUCGUCAGUUUUCUACAGAAGAUGCAUUUUGAACAUCGAGAUCAUCGAAUGUCAAGGCAGGAAAAUCCUCCUGACGAUGGGAACUGAUGGGAAGAUUAUUCUCUGGAAUGCUGAAGACUUUUCCAAUGAUUCCAUUCCGUUUCACAGCAUUUCUCAUCACGAGAGCGGGAUAAAUUGCUUCGAUGUGUGGAAAGAAGGCGAAGAAUUUACUGUCUUGACCGGAGGCGAUGAUCAGAAGAUCACAAAGACUGUCUUUGGCUUCGAGAGUGGGAAGAUUGUGCAGAAGGAGACUUGCAAGACUUCCUUGCACUUUGCUCAGGUAACAGGAAUUAAAAUCGCCAACAAGGACGAGUUCUUCUCCACAAGCGUUGACCAGAGAAUUGUUAGAGGAAAUCUUCAUGAUUUGAGCUUGAUCUGUGAGAAAUUCACUUCUGUUUCGGACCUGAAAGGACUUCUAAUGCUAGAUAAAUGUAAUAUUGUAGUUUUUGGCGCUGGAAUAGAGACAAUUUCUUUCUAA
Molecule: messenger RNA, 2787 nt
Organism: Phlebotomus argentipes
Lineage: Eukaryota; Metazoa; Arthropoda; Insecta; Diptera; Psychodidae
Product: tRNA (34-2'-O)-methyltransferase regulator WDR6
Exons: 2
Coding region: 1-2787 (928 amino acids)
Biological process (GO): tRNA methylation
Cellular component (GO): cytoplasm
Molecular function (GO): protein binding
Source: RefSeq, a predicted model, not a curated record